Microtus ochrogaster (prairie vole) is the source of this 1314-nucleotide messenger RNA. Its product is annotated as UDP-glucuronosyltransferase 2B18-like. The transcript has 6 exons. Gene Ontology annotation, molecular function: glucuronosyltransferase activity. The record is from RefSeq and is a predicted model, not a curated record. Bases 310 to 1314 code for a protein of 334 amino acids. Lineage: Eukaryota; Metazoa; Chordata; Mammalia; Rodentia; Cricetidae.
UAGGCAACCAGGAUGGCGACAUAGCAGCAGGCAGGGUGGAUGCCUAUUUUCCAGGUCCCCGCCCCAGCUUGCUUAACUCCCGCGAGGUCCUGCCAGAGUUUCCGCUCAAGCUUCCAGUCUGGCCAGCUCUUAGACGCCUUGCUGCACCCACUUUCAUGCUUACCCCAGGACUGGCCACGAGUUCCAUCUGGUGUCCCAUUCUUCGCUGCCCACUCAGGAGCAACUCUGUCAUCUAGCCCACUUCGGGGCUCCCAGAGAACACAGAGCUAUACAAUCAUCAUUUGAAGAGCAACGCUGAGCCUAACCAAGAUGUCUGUGAAAAUGACAGCAGCCCUGCUCCUGCUGCAGCUGAGUGGCUUCUUUGGAUCUGGGAGUGCUGGGAAGGUGCUGGUGUGGCCAAUGGAAUACAGUCAUUGGCUCAACUUAAGGACAAUCCUGGAUGAACUUGUGAAGAAGGGCCAUGAAGUGACAGUUCUGAUACCCUCAGCCUCCCUUUCUUAUGAGGUUGGAGACACAUCUGCUAUUAAAUUUGAGACAUACCCUUCAUCCACUUCCCUGGCUGAUGUGGCAGCAAUUUUCAUGGAAUCAAUCAGGAAAUGUGUUUAUGAGCUGCCAAAGCAAUCAUUUUGGGGAUACUUUGUAUUGUUGCAAGAAGUGGUUUGGGAAAAUUCAAAUUAUUUUGAAAGUCUCUGCAAAGAUGUAGUUUUUAACAAGGAACUCAGAAAACCCACAACACUCGCUGAGACAAUGGGGAAGGCAGACAUAUGGCUCAUUAGAACCUACUGGGAUUUGGAAUUUCCUCACCCUGUCUUACCAAACUUUGAUUUUGUUGGAGGACUCCACUGCAGACCUGCCAAGCCUCUACCAAAGGAAAUAGAAGAUUUCGUCCAGUCUUCCGGAGAACAUGGUGUGGUAGUGUUUUCCCUGGGGUCCACGGUGGGUACCCUAACAGAAGAAAGGGCCAAUGUGAUUGCAGCAGGCCUUGCCCAGAUUCCACAGAAGGUUCUUUGGCGAUUUGAAGGCAAGAAGCCAGACACCUUGGGCUCCAACACUCGGCUCUACAAAUGGAUUCCCCAGAAUGACCUUCUCGGUCAUCCUAAAACCAGAGCUUUUAUUACUCAUGGUGGCACCAAUGGCAUCUAUGAAGCGAUCUACCAUGGGAUCCCUGUGGUUGGCAUUCCUUUGUUUGGAGAUCAAUUUGAUAAUGUUGUUCACAUGAAGACCAAAGGAGCAGGGGUUCGAAUGGACUUUCUCACAAUGUCCAGCACAGAUUUGCUCCAUGCAGUGAAGACAGUCACUAAUGACCCUUCGUGA